This is a messenger RNA of Myzus persicae (green peach aphid), 2569 nucleotides long. Its product is annotated as prostaglandin D2 receptor. The transcript is spliced from 5 exons. The coding region runs from base 1292 to 2365 and encodes 357 amino acids. The record is from RefSeq and is a predicted model, not a curated record. Lineage: Eukaryota; Metazoa; Arthropoda; Insecta; Hemiptera; Aphididae. Gene Ontology annotation, molecular function: G protein-coupled receptor activity. Gene Ontology annotation, cellular component: plasma membrane. Gene Ontology annotation, biological process: adenylate cyclase-activating G protein-coupled receptor signaling pathway; positive regulation of cytosolic calcium ion concentration; inflammatory response.
CAUAAUAUAGUGUACCUAUUCCGCGCGCAUAAAGGUUAGCAUAAAAUAAUAUAAUAUUAUAUAAUAUUAUAUAACGCUAUAUUAUUCGAGUCCACCGUAUAAUUAUAUUUAUAAUAUUAUGAAUAACAUUAUGCGUCCUGCCAAAACAAUGUGACGACGACGACGACGACGAGCUUGUGUGUGCGUUCAUCGAAUUUCGGCGAUCAUGACGGAUAUUUUCGCGGCAAUAUAGUGUCGAAUUUCGAGAUGAUUUUUUUUUCGUUCUGCGAGCCCAAAACUGCAGUAAACCCGGAGCUAUAGUAUCGCAUAAUCGUAUUUGAGAUCGAUCGAAUGUUUAUAUAAUAUUCUGUAUGUAUAUAUGGUGUGUUAUUGGUAUUAUAUUAUAGUGUUAUUAUCAUCGUCGUCGAAAGUUUUUAAAUACAGUGAAAACCUCGCAGUGAAUACACCGCAAACUUCGUCAUAAAAAUAUACAACUUCCAAUAACCGAAAGCGUGUCGAACAGUGUUUUAAAAUCGUGUCGUGAUAAUUUGCGAACAAUCGCUCGAGUUUCGAGUAUUAUAUUGUACCGCCGCAGUUGUUAAUUGUUGCCGACGGGGGUUGAAACCGAACGACGACGACCGUUUAAAAAGUUUGUCGCACAUACACAUACACGCGGAUACCGCUCGUUUAAGGGUGGUUUUACGAGAAAAGCGUCGAAUCCACGCUGCAGCGAUUUCGAUGAAAAUCGCUAAAAAACUUUCCCGUCUCGAUUUAUUAGCGCGCCACUAAGUAUAAUUAUAGCAAUAACUGUAUACGAGUAAAUAAUAUUAUGAUAUAGGAUAACAGUUUAAAAAAAAAAAAAAAUCAAUCAAUAAUAUUACGUAUACUCGCGAAAUGGACUAGGCAAAGCGAUAUAUUACGAUCAAGUACCCGCUAGACGACCGCAGUGGCGACAGUGGCGUCUGAGGGGGUGCGGUGCAGCGCACUCGCAUAUUUAUAACGUAAUUAUCGAGUACGAUAAAACAACGACAACGACAACGACAACGACAACGACAACAACAACGACAACAACAACAACAACAACAACAACAACAACUGCAUAAUAUCAUAAUAAUAAUAGUCAGCACACGCAGUAAUACGUGAACAUAACACAACGAUAUAGAGGGGGUCGUUAAUUAUUGUUAUUAUUAUAUUAUAUCGGCAUAUGUCGAGCGGUGCUUAGCCGGGAAGGGGUCGGGGGCGGCGAGGAGAUAGCGCGCCGGUCGCCACGCGCGCAGAACGCGACCGCGGCGCAGAACACGAUCGCGAUCCGAUGGAGCUGGCCGUGACGAACGCGACCGCGUCGUCGUCGCCCGCGACGCCGGUGUUCCCAGUCCCGUCCGGCACCCGUUUAACGAGUUCCGGAUUGCAGAUGGGUGUCACCGGGCUGUACGGGUUCGGCAUAUUCGGCAACCUGUUGGCGCUGUUCAUAUUGCACCGGACCCGGUCGAGCAGCAACCAGAAGCACGGGUUCAUGUUGCGGUGCCUGGCCACCAACGAUUGCAUCGCCCUCACCGGCAUGCUGGUCCAGAUGUUCGUGAGCGUCGGCUGGCCGGGCACCAGGAACAACGUGUGGUCUUGCCGGAUCCGCGUCCUGUGGCGGUUCUUCGGGCUGGGUUCCGGGUGCGUGGCCAUCGUGAUGGCCGUCGAACGCUGGCUGGCCCUCACCAAACCGUUUUUUUACCAAAAGCACAUUAGCCUUCGUCUACUUAAACGAAUGAUGGUCAUACUUUGGCUAGGAGUACUGUGUUUGGUGUGCGCACCAUACUUUGGAUUCGGUCUUUACUGGGACGAGACAACGUCGACGUGUGUGCGUUACCGGAAUGCCAAAAAGCCUUUGGACGUGUUAUACGCUUACUUAUAUUUCGGCCAUGGCGUGUUUUUAUGCUUCGCAAUUGUCUACACGAACUUAGCCGUCAUGAAAGCUCUGUGCAUGAAGGACAGUCCUCACAACAAGCACAACGUGUUAAUGAGACGCAUCAGCCGAGGAUCAUCGUUGACUUGCAAUGCGGCUACCAAAGAGGAAAGAGCGUUCGGUUGGCUCAUGUUUUUGCUGUGCGUUGCGUUUGUCACAUGUUGGGUCCCACAAAUGAUAGCGAUACCGCUGUCCAGGUUCUUGGACGAUUCGAAGAUCAAGCCGUUCUACAUCGCCGCGGACAUGCUGUUGGCCAUGCACUUCGCUCUGGACCCGUACCUGUACGUGCUCCAACACUGGACGUUGGUCAAGUCCAUCUGCUUGAGGCCUCAGAACAAAAAGAACGCCAACGGCGGCAGCACGAGCGUGAGUCGCAGCAGUUCCAUGAGAACAACAUGUUUUUCGUGGUUCACUUGGCCAGUGUUUCAUUGAAUAAAAAAACUCAAAUUUGUCGUAUUGUGUGACCACCUUAUAAUUACUUCAUAUAUCAUACAUUUUUAUUAUACCUGUGAUAAAGUUUAUAUUUUUAAUAUGUAUCUAUUAUUUUAAUUUUACUUCAACAUUUGUGUGGAACCUUUCUCAUUAGUACUUAAUAAUUAUUAUAGAUGACGAGGUCGAACAAAUAUAAAUAAUUUA